AGCCUGCAAGCGGAAACAGAUGUUCGCCGUCGCUGGAGUGUAAACCACGCAGAGAUAAGUUUUUUCGGGUGAUCGGCGUAUUUAUCAUCAUAGUCAUGACUCAUCUAGCGUCCGUAUGCUUGUUACUUGCUGUAGUGCUGUUUUCAACAUUUUGUGCUGAAUCUCGACGUUUAAGGCUUUUGCCAGGCGAAGGUAAGGGCGGGGUAUUUUAAAAGCUUUAUUUGCUGCUUAGCAAAACCGCGUUCAAGACACAAAGGCUCAUAGAUAACGCUGGAAAUACAUUUCUUUUUCUUUUUCGGUUAAAAAAAAAAGGCACAAAGAGCAAAUUCGCGGUCCAUCGACUGCCUUCUUUUAAAUUACCGAUCUCAAGAGUUCACAUCAUCAUCGCAGAGACUACAACGCCAUGAAACUCAAUGGUCCGUUUAUCUUUGAUGUCAAAUUUGUCAACAUCGAUUUACGGAAUUUUUUUUUUUCCUUUUUCAUUAAAACGGGUUUCAUCUAAGCCAUUACCGUUUCACGGAAAUUUCCCAUGCAGUUUCUUUACCAAGCGCUAUAUUUUUGAGUCGCAUUUUUACAUCUGCCUCAUAAAUAGCUUGAGAAUAUUUAUAUUAUAAACGGUAAUGUGAGCAGAACUGUUUUAAGUUCAAAAGUUACUUCCAGUAUUUUGAGCAAAUUCGACAACAGUGAGGCUAGUUUUGAAAUAAGAGAGAAAUCUCUCCACCAAAUACAAUACCUGUUUUUUCUCCUCGUUUGAUAAAUUCAAGAAAUUGCCUUCCGCGUGAAGAAUAUUCAUCACGUCAUGGACGUUAAACAAUCAAUUUAAAAAAACUGAUCAUAGCUUUAUAGGUACGGGAACAAAUGCCCUUAUUUUAAAUGAAAAACUGUCUGCUCAGUGGAUGAAUUUUCUAUUACAAGAGAAAACACUGUAAGAAGGAGAAAAGAAAGCUGUGAGUGAUGAUGAAAAUUAUUUCCUUUCAAUAAUAGAACAAUAAAAACUUUCAGUUCAUCGACAUAUAUAUUAGAUUUCGAAUCCAGCAGAAAUUUGCAUUUCAAAUGUCUUGGUUUUUCAAGUGACUACUAGUAGUAGACAACAUCAGAGUGUAGCUCGAGGCGUGCUGUGGUGAUUGGCGCCUUAUGCACCUGUUGAUUUACCACGUUAUAACUUUCAAAAAAAAAUGCACCGAUAUAAAAAGGGAUGAAUGGUCAACUUUUAAGCGUAAAAGAGUUCACUGAAAGCUUCUGCUUUAAAAAAGCCAUUUGUGAUACCAUCUUUUUCUUACAAAUAAAAUAGAACUGACCAGAGGUUAAUACAAAUGCAUCGAUACAUCUCAUUUUCAAAGCGUAAUUGUGACAUUAAAGAAUUUUCAAAUCGAGCCAAUGUCGACAAAGGGUAAUUGUUUGGCAGUUUUUCGCUCUGUAGAUACUAUUUCGUCUUAAAUAUGUCAUUUUGGAACUCUGCCGGCAACGCUAAACUUUGUCCAUAGUCAAGGAAAAGUAUUAUUUUGAAGCUGCUCUUCUUCAAAUGAAAGACACGAAACUCUGCCUUUCAGUAUUACUAACUGAAGUAGGAAAUAAAGAGCUAUACCGGUAGAAAUGUUUGGGUUGCAGCUUUAAGAACGAAGUAACUCGAAUUAUUCUCGAUUACAAUGCUUGUGCUUUCGAGAGCAUCAAAGAUUGAAUAUGUAUCCAACAAACACAUAGCCAACUUGACAUUGUGCGAGCAGCGAUGUUCACAAAUGAUAACGUAACAAAAAGAAGAAAAAAUGAGAAAACAGCGAGAGGUACGGAUUUUAAAGGAAACUUGAAUCUCAACUCAAUUUUUAAAAAGUGAAGUUCUUAAAGUAAAUAUCCGUUAUUUACCGGGUGGGAGGUCAGUAUGGGAAAAAGCUCUGCUCAAGUUCAAGAGGCUGAAGGCAAGGGCUGCACUCAAGAACGACCGGAGUGACCUCUAGUUUGCUAGUUUGCUUUUCUUCUGUUUCGCAAAGAAUGGCGCGGGGCUGGGGGGAAUUGGGAAUUUUAUUUUUCUCAAGUUCCACUCUUCUUUCCCCUCUUUCCUUCGCUUACCCCUGACUUACCAAGAACUUGGACAGGCUGCUAAAGUCAAACUGUUUCAUCACUCGUCUCAUUUGAAGGGGUCAUCCAGUAUCAAGCUUUAGGCAACCAAACCAAGCCCAACUUUUUCAAGUCAUGAUCGGCUCUAUGGAAGUCCACUAAAAUAGCCGAUGAAUUAAUUUGCCACAAUAGUUUUGAAUAUUUGCAUACGUUUACUUCAAUUUCAAUAUCAAUUUCCUUCUCCAUUUUUUUUAAAUCAAAGAUGAUGAACUAAAGAAGGUUGGAGUGGAUUUUAUCAAUUUACGUAAGUACCCUAACAAACAUCAAAUUUGUUAGUAAAUAUUUUUGUUCUUCAAAUCUUGCAAAUUAGCGAUAAAACUUUGUAAAAUUGCAAUCUAGCAAAAUCGCAAUUUCAUCUGCUAGCAUCUUUCAAAUAGUACACCCUAACUUUAAUUGUUGAGAACAAGAGACAUUUUUUCUUUGCCUUAUCGAGAUUCAAACAGUUCUUAACAUUUUAUCUUUCUCCGUAAACGUGAUAUGCAUGUGACAGCCACGUGUGGUAAGUCCACGGUAGGAGGAAGCCGGGUAGUUGCUGGCACGGAUGCUUCCUAUGGCGAAUGGCCCUGGCAAGCGAAGCUUCUAACCGAAGGCACCUUCACAUGUGGCGGCUCGCUCAUUACUCCAUCAUGGGUUAUGACAGCUGCACAUUGCAUCUCAAAAGAAGAUCCUAGCGUGUACAGCGUAACGCUAGGUGACCUCCACAGAGAGAAACCUGAAGGAACCGAGCAGGAGUUCCCCGUGAAAAAAGUUGUAGUUCAUCCCAAAUACAAUUCACCAGUUGCCGUUAACAACGAUAUAGCCUUGCUGCAGUUGACGCGAUCAGCUACAAGGACAUCCUUUGUGAACACGGUAUGUUUACCGGAUGAGUUCGAAGUGGUGCCCAUUGGAACAAAAUGUUACAUCUCAGGUAAAAAUGGAUCAAAAUUAUUUGUGAAUAUCAAUUGAGAGCACCCGUAAGCGCUACUUUUUAAAUUACCAUUUUAUUAAAAGACUCUAGUUAGUCUGCUCCCUAGCAAAGCUUGAUUUGACAGUAAAAAAUUACGGGAAACCUUCCGCGUUAGGAAUGCUGCGAAAUGUCAAGGUUCAACCAAGAUUUUAUCGAAAGAAAAAUAAUGGAACCAAGCGGAGUUUUCUCCAACACUUGCAGCAAAUUAUUUUUUUACGAUAUUUAUUGCUCCACAAAUUCCCAUUGAGGAGAAGGUUGUGACAGGUGUUCACUGACACCCCUAAUUAGAAAAAGCAAACAACCAGCGAAAAUUUCUUCGAUAGGUUCAACUGUUUAGAUCGUAUUUUUUGACAAAGGCUGAUGUUAACAUGUCAGGGUAUCCUUCAUUAUAGGCUGGGGACAGAUGACUCAUCCAGACUCUGCUGCUAUUAAACUCCAACAAGCCGCCAUGCCCGUGGUGUCCAACCGCGUCUGCCAAGCCAAGCAUAUGGCGUCACCUGUUAGCAGACCAGGGGAGAGUGCUGUAACUUCCGCCAUGAUUUGUGCAGGAGAUGCGGGUAAAACCAAGAUCAGUGGUUGCUUCGGUGACAGCGGAGGGCCCUUCGUCUGCCAAAACUCCGCUGGGCGGUGGGUGCAGCAGGGUAUUGUGAGCUGGGGGGACACCACAUGUUCUUCAAAGGCUCACUUUACCGUUUUUGCUCGAGUGAGCGUGUUUCGAAAAUGGAUCGAGGACCAGCUAAGCGAGUAAAUCGAUUACGUUCUUCAAACACAUUGCUUACCAUGUAGUUUCUGAUAAGUUAAAACUGUUACGCAUUUAAAGGAUAGUUUCGAAUUAUUAAAAGUUUGGAAAGAAUAAAGUGAUGUACCAGCC
Messenger RNA from Pocillopora meandrina, 3929 nucleotides. NCBI's taxonomy places the organism in Eukaryota, Metazoa, Cnidaria, Anthozoa, Scleractinia, Pocilloporidae. The record is from the annotation of a GenBank genome assembly.